CUCGGCGAUCACGAUCAUCCCUAUUAAAAAACGAGCAUUCGUGCGGCACGCAAGAAAUUUCUGGUGGUGAUGGUACUGCCUGCGCUGCCAUGUUCCGUCUCCGGUUCUGGCGUUCCGUGGCGGCGGCGGAACGGCGGAACGAAGUGUAAUGGCGGCUGCGUCUAUUCCGCAUAUUUGAUGUCGCGAUAAAGUUGGGCGUACGCGUCUGUCUUAUCAGUCGUCCCGACGAGAUUCUAAUACCCGCGGACGCUCUCAUCGACGCCUCGUGUUACCGGCUGGACCCGCGGACCGCGACAUCUCUGCUGCGGAAAGUCUCGAGACGUGCGACGUAUUGCGUGGUGAAUCAUACCCGAGAUAUGGAAAGGAGCGACUCGAGGAACACGCGAUAAUCGCAUUAGAAUCGCGCCGAAACUGUGACGUACCGUACAUUCCGGAGCACGCGUGAACGUUGCGCCGCGUGCUAGACGUAUUAUCGUUGAGUAGUUACAUCGUUGUAGCGAUACGAUCGUUGGCACGCACGUGUGCGUAUGUACAUUUCCAUAAUAUGAGAUCGGAGCGAGCAUGAAGGUAACCGUGUGCUUCGACAACGUCAGGGUGGUGGUCCCAUGCGGAGAUGGAACUUUGCUGGUGAAGGAUUUGAUGCAUGAGGCGAUCCUGAGAUACAAGAAGGCUACUGGGAAAAACGACAGCAUUCUGACCAUCAGCAGCCUGUCUUCCUUGACCGGAGGUGGCCUGCUGGAUCCGGACGACAGAUUGUGCGACGUAGCCGAUGACAGGGAGCAAAUUGUGGCUCAUUUUGUAAGCUCUGACGUGAGUCACGUUGGUGGAGAUGGUGCGAGCUCAGUUGGCACAAACAGCCCUGAUUUCUUUCACAUGGAUGGGAAAGAACAGGUUUAUCCAAUCGAUAUCCAUUCCUCUACAUCUACUAGUAGUAUUAAAAGAGAAAGUAUCAAGCGAUUGUCUAUGCAUGCGUUAUCAACAAGAGAACCUUGUCUCACGACAUAUUCUGCUCAGUCUCUACCUAGAGAAUCUCGACGUAGAGAACCAUUAGGUCAAGAUUCUAAGGCUACGUAUGAAUUUGGUAAUAAUAUUGAAUUUGGGGAUCAAGAGGCGCAAGAGAUUGUUAUUAAAAAUGAAGCAGGACCACUGGGGCUCCAUGUGGUGCCGUGUUACGAUUUAUUAGGCAAUGGUCAAGGACUUAGGGUCGAAGGUAUAGAACCAAACGGCCGUAUCGCCAGGGAUGGACAGAUUGAUCUACACGACAAUAUUAUAAAAAUAAAUGGCCAUAAUUUGUUGCACAUACCAUUCUCAAAAGUUCAAGAGAUUUUUCGGAUAUGCAUGAAUGAUCCCUGCCUGCAAAUCUCUGUUGUUAAGCAUAAAAGGAAAGUAAAAAGUGAAAAAUCUUCGCAUAAGAAUCAUGGAAACGCCAGUGGAAGAUUGGAGAAAAAUGAAGGUGACGAGAACAUUAAAAGACUUCAAUGCAGUAAUUAUAAUCUUCUGCAGACUGCAAAUACUAGAAAAAUUGGACGGAUGAUAGAAAUCGAAUUAACGAAAGGAAAUAAUGGUUUAGGAUUCAGUGUUACCACACGUGACAAUCCUGCUGGAGGGCACUGUCCUAUAUACAUCAAGAAUAUAUUACCAAAAGGUGCUGCAGUUGAGGAUGGUAGAUUAAGAUCAGGCGAUAGAUUGUUAGAAGUAAAUAACAAAGAGAUGACUGGUAAGAGCCAAGCAGAGGUCGUCUCAUUGCUCAGAAGUAUUCCUCCUGGUGGCAAAGUUAAAAUGCUUGUAUCACGGCAAGAAGAAAUUUCUUCAAACAUUCCAGACUCUCAGAGUACUACGGCAUCUACUUCCCUCGCCACGGACAUAACGGAUAAUUCGAAAUAUUGGAGUGCGUUAAAUAGAUCACCUGCAAAAAAGAAUGACGUUCAAGAUAAAGCAGCUGCUCACAAUUACGACAAGUGUACGUAUAAGCCAGCGAAACCCUCUGAAGAUAUUGUCUUAUCUCCACGGAAGAAUCGUAUGAUAUUGACUUUAGAUAUACCAGUGCAUGAUUCCGAGAAGGCUGGUUUAGGUGUCAGCGUUAAAGGCAAGACCAAUAGCUCUGAUGAUAGUAUCAAUAUGGAUCUAGGAAUUUUCAUAAAAAGUGUUAUCCAUGGAGGUGCGGCAUCCAGGGAUGGCCGCUUACGGACCAAUGAUCAAUUGCUCAAUGUUAACGGUGUAUCUUUAUUGGGAUUAUCCAAUUCCGAUGCAAUGGAGACUCUAAGGAGGGCGAUGCUUAAUACAAACAGCUCAGUAACUGGUGUGAUUACUCUUACCAUAGCUAGGAGGAUAUCUUCGUAUGACACAAGUGAGAAGAAUACUGUAGAUAGUUCACCGUCUCAUCGUAAGCCAGAAGCUGUCAGUAGCGUAUACAUAUCAGAUUCUAUUAAAAUAAACGACGGCAUGGUUAAGGAGAAGAAUACGUUAAAUUCUCAAACGGAUAUACUGGAUAACGAAGGAUUAUUGUCUUGCGUCACAGCUUCACCAUGGAAUCCUGUUAUUGAUAGAUUAACCGAGCAAUAUAGUAAGAAUAGUCUAAGGAACGAGAGUUACUGUCUUGCUACCAAUAAAACAUGGAUAGAGCCUGUUAGUAAUGUAAAAAAGACACUCAUAGGACCGCGCGAUGACAGGGAUUCAGUAUUGCUAGAGGAGUCGAACAAUGAUAGCUCUCAAGGAAACGACGUGAAACGAAACACUGAGGACAAAGAUAGCCAAUAUUCCGGAGAUCCCACUUACGAUAGUCAAUUAUCUUUGGAAGAGUUGAAUUCCUCGUCAAAUAAAUUUUCUCGCGACGCUCUUGGUAGGCAGAGCAUGUCCGAGAAACGACACGCCGCACUUGAUGCUAAAACCACCGAUACUUACAAGAGAAAUAAGAAGUUACGCGAAGGUAGAGAAAAUAAAAGUGCCGAACAAACGAAUCCGAAAUCAACUAGCCAAGCAAGUAAUCACUCGAGUGAGUUAGAUAAUCUUUCAAAGAGGAGCAGUAAAUCGAACAAUUUUGAGAAACAUACGAGUAAAGGGGCCUUAGCUGAAACUAUAAGCGGUGACAAUAAUGUAAAACACUACGAAAAGUCGGUCGAUCCUGUUCAACCGGAAUAUAUGUACACUAUACCCGGAUGUAACAACAAAUUUCUUUCGCCGAGGAAACAUUGGCUCGUGGAUGAUGUGCAUAGCGAAGUUACGAGUAGCAACAAUAUCAAAGAUGAGCGAGAAGGUUUCUCAAACAGUCGCGGAGACGUGAAGCAGGCUUCCCUUAAUUCAGCUUUAGACGAUCGAUAUAAGCGUUCGCGAAAGAAAGGCGGUAUCCGUUCAAUGCUCCGAUUGGGCAAAAACAGGAAAUCACUCAAUUUUGGCGAUAGCAUAGAAACGAGACACGAAACUACAUUACAGCUUACUCCAUAUACAAUUCUUCAGCAGCAGAAGCGAUUUCGAGGCAAAAUUAAUAUACAAAAACCCAGAGCACCGCAUUACUACAGAGCAUUGGUGAAUGAAUUUAUGACGCCUUUUUAUCCGAAUCCGAAUAAAAAUAAGAAAUUAACGGAAAUGUGCUACAAAGUAAAGAAGCAUGCAACGCCGAAAGAGGAGGAUACGUAUAACCCUUACGAAAAAAUAAUAGCGCGUGAGGUCCGCAACUGGUUUGACAAUUCCAAAAUGAUUGCUAUAUGCCAUCAAAAUACCAUGUCAUCGGAGGAUGAGUUUGAGUUUCGAGUUCCAUUGAAGAAAGCGAAUAUGUAUUAUAAACGAUAUAGCAAAAGGAUUAUGAAGUUAGCGUUGGAGGAUUCACCAUAUGCGGCAACGGAGCGGUUGUAUAGGUCACAUUUUUCUCUGGUGUUUGGUUCUGACAGAACUGUUGCUGCCUUCGAAAAAAUUGUUAAAAAAUUUCCACAGGUUAUUCUAAUGGCGGGCAUAUUGGAAGGACGCAUAUUGAGCAAGGAGGAUUUUUUGAAAUACGGCAAAAUGGAUCUUACUACAGCACAGGUGCAUCUUGUACAGGUGUUACAGAGUGCAGGUGGUAACAACUUGAACCAGCAGCUUACGCAUCAUCAGUCUACAUUAGUUACUCGAUUAAAACAGAUCGGUACAAAUGAAAUAGUUUCUGACGAGAACGAAGAAUCGGUGCCUGUAUAAUUGCAAAAAGUAUCGAUAAUUUAUUAUAUGUUUUACGUAAAGAUUUAUCUAAAGCUUUAAGUAAAGUAUGAUUUAUUUCUUUAAAUCUUGUAUUUACGGUAAGAAUAAGAAAAUAUCGGUACAAAA
Ooceraea biroi (clonal raider ant) is the source of this 4293-nucleotide messenger RNA. Its product is annotated as partitioning defective 3 homolog. Gene Ontology annotation, molecular function: protein binding; phosphatidylinositol binding. NCBI's taxonomy places the organism in Eukaryota, Metazoa, Arthropoda, Insecta, Hymenoptera, Formicidae. Gene Ontology annotation, cellular component: apical plasma membrane; adherens junction; cell cortex. The record is from RefSeq and is a predicted model, not a curated record. Gene Ontology annotation, biological process: establishment of cell polarity; establishment of centrosome localization; intracellular protein localization.